Akanthomyces muscarius is the source of this 663-nucleotide messenger RNA. RefSeq lists its product as uncharacterized. The record is from RefSeq and is a predicted model, not a curated record. Bases 1 to 663 code for a protein of 220 amino acids. Lineage: Eukaryota; Fungi; Ascomycota; Sordariomycetes; Hypocreales; Cordycipitaceae. Gene Ontology annotation, molecular function: RNA binding. Gene Ontology annotation, cellular component: nucleolus. The transcript is spliced from 2 exons.
AUGUUCGCCAAACCACGAGUAAAGAAAAGCAUUCUCCCGCUUCCGAGCAGGAAGCGGAAAAAUACUUCGGAAGUGGAAGAAGUGAACUUCGAUAAUGACGCUCGCCAAGAAUACUUGACUGGUUUUCACAAGCGAAAGCAGCAGCGCAUAAAAAAUGCACAGGAAACAGCAGCAAAGCGAGCGCGCCAAGAGAAAUUGGAUACACGCAAACAGGUGCGAGACGAACGACGCCAAGAAAUGGAAGACCAUGUUCGCCGCAUCAACGAAAUGUUAAAAGCAUCCCUUGCUGCGACUGCCGAAGACGACAGCAAGUCCGAAAAUGACCAAGGCGAGGAGUGGGAUGGGUUUCCCGAUCAGCCCGAGUUAGAUAUUGUCGACCACGAGGAGGAAUACAUAGACGAAGAUCGGUACACAACUGUAACGGUUGAGAGCGUAUCAGUGUCUCGCGACGGUCUAUCGAAACCUGAGCUACUGAGCGAAAACGACGAGAGCAAACCUGAAGGCGAGGAGGAGGUUGGAGGCCAAGAAGAGAAUGAAGACAAGAAAUCGAACCGAAGGGCUCCAAAGCCCAAAAAGAAGCAAUUCCGUUACGAAUCAAAAACAGAAAGAGAUUUCGAGAACCGGAAACAAAGAGCAAGGAACAAAGCCAAACGAGGCGUAUGA